CGCCCGCCCGGGGGCGCGCCUUGCCGGCUCCCCAGCUGCCAGCCAAGAUGGCGGAGAGCGGCGAGGGGAUAGGCAACGUCCCAGAGCAUGAGCGCAUCUUGCAGGAGAUCGAGAGCACCGACACCGCCUGCGUGGGGCCCACUCUCCGGUCUGUGUAUGAUGACCAACCAAAUGCACACAAAAAGUUUAUGGAAAAGUUAGAUAAUUGUAUCCGUAAUCAUGACAAGGAAAUUGAAAAGAUGUGUAAUUUUCAUCAUCAGGGUUUUGUAGAUGCUAUUACAGAACUCCUUAAAGUAAGGACUGAUGCAGAAAAACUGAAGGUCCAAGUUACUGAUACCAACCGAAGAUUUCAAGAUGCUGGAAAGGAGGUGGUAGUCCAAACAGAAGAUAUUAUUCGAUGUAGAAUUCAGCAGAGGAAUAUUACAACUGUAGUAGAAAAAUUGCAGUUGUGCCUUCCAGUGCUGGAAAUGUACACUAAGCUAAAAGAACAGAUGAGUGCAAAAAGGUAUUACUCUGCUCUAAAAACUAUGGAACAAUUAGAGAAUGUUUAUUUUCCCCGGGUUAGUCAAUACCGGUUUUGUCAGCUAAUGAUAGAAAAUCUUCCUAAACUCCGUGAGGAUAUUAAAGAAAUCUCUAUGUCUGAUCUCAAAGACUUUUUGGAAAGCAUUCGAAAACAUUCUAAUAAAAUAGGUGAAGCAGCAAUGAAACAGGCACAACAGCAGAAAACCUUCAGUGUUGCUUUGCAGAAGCAAAAUAAUGUAAAAUUUGGGAGGCACAUGUAUAUAAAUGAUAGAAUUACAGAAGAAAGGAAUGAAAUUGUGUUGAAACAUACAUUUGAGGAAGAGGAUGAGAAUGAAGAGGAGGUCUUAACUGUUCAAGAACUCGUUGAUUUUUCUCCAGUUUACAGAUGUUUGCACAUUUAUUCUGCUUUGGGUGAUGAGGAAACAUUUGAAAAUUAUUAUCGAAAACAAAGAAAGAAACAAGCAAGACUGGUUUUGCAGCCCCAGUCAAAUAUGCAUGAAACAGUUGAUGGCUAUAGAAGAUAUUUCACUCAAAUUGUAGGGUUCUUUGUGGUUGAAGAUCAUAUUUUGCAUGUGACCCAAGGAUUAGUAACCAGGGCAUACACUGAUGAACUUUGGAACAUGGCCCUCUCAAAGAUAAUUGCUGUCCUUAGAGCUCACUCAUCUUAUUGCACUGAUCCUGAUCUUGUUCUGGAGCUGAAGAAUCUCAUUGUAAUAUUUGCAGAUACUUUGCAGGGUUAUGGUUUUCCAGUGAACCGGCUUUUUGACCUUUUAUUUGAAAUAAGAGAUCAAUACAAUGAAACACUGCUUAAGAAAUGGGCUACAGUUUUCAGGGACAUUUUUGAAGAAGAUAAUUAUAGCCCUAUCCCUAUUACUAAUGAAGAAGAAUAUAAAAUAGUCAUCAGUAAAUUUCCCUUUCAAGAUCCAGACCUUGAAAAGCAAUCUUUCCCAAAGAAAUUCCCCAUGUCUCAGUCAGUGCCUCAUAUUUACAUUCAAGUUAAAGAAUUUAUUUAUGCCAGCCUUAAAUUUUCAGAGUCACUGCAUCGGAGCUCAACAGAAAUAGAUGAUAUGCUUAGAAAAUCUACAAAUCUGCUGCUGACCAGAACUUUGAAUAGCUGUUUACUGAACCUUAUUAGGAAACCUCAUAUAGGUUUGACAGAGCUAGUGCAAAUCAUCAUAAACACAACACACCUGGAACAAGCUUGCAAAUACCUUGAGGACUUUAUAACUAACAUUACAAAUAUUUCUCAGGAAACUGUUCAUACCACACGACUUUAUGGACUUUCUACCUUUAAGGAUGCCCGACAUGCAGCAGAAGGAGAAAUAUAUACCAAACUUAAUCAAAAAAUUGAUGAGUUUGUUCAGCUUGCUGAUUAUGACUGGACAAUGUCUGAGCCAGAUGGAAGAGCUAGUGGUUAUUUAAUGGAUCUUAUUAAUUUUUUGAGAAGCAUCUUUCAAGUGUUUACUCAUUUGCCUGGGAAAGUUGCCCAGACCGCUUGCAUGUCAGCCUGCCAGCAUCUGUCAACAUCCUUAAUGCAGAUGCUACUGGACAGUGACUUAAAACAAAUAAGCAUGGGAGCCAUUCAGCAAUUUAACUUAGAUGUCAUACAAUGUGAAUUGUUUGCCAGCUCUGAGCCGGUGCCAGGAUUCCAGGGGGAUACCCUGCAGCUAGCAUUCAUUGACCUCAGACAACUCCUUGAUCUGUUUAUGGUUUGGGAUUGGUCCACUUACCUAGCUGAUUAUGGACAGCCAGCUUCUAAGUACCUCCGGGUGAAUCCAAACACAGCCCUUACUCUUUUGGAGAAGAUGAAGGAUACUAGCAAAAAGAACAAUAUAUUUGCUCAGUUCAGGAAGAAUGAUCGAGACAAACAGAAGUUGAUAGAGACAGUCAUGAAACAGCUGCGAAGUUUGGUGAAUGGUAUGUCCCAGCACACAUAGACUUCACGUCCCAUGCACUCAGUGACACCAAAUUCGUGACUGAAUAGUUAUCUUUAUGGUAGCGGCAGUUUGCAGAAUUAAAAAACACAGAGGAAAGAUGCUGAUGAGAGCUGAAAUGAGAGACAGUAAUAAAUAUCAUUUGUAUGGAUUUUUAAAUAAUUGAAUACUAUUUUGUAUAUGGAAAAUGUGACAUUAAUUUUUCACUUUUAAAAAUAUAUGUAAAUCAGGUCAAAAAUUGUAUAUGAAACUGAUUGUAAAUACAUUAGAAAAACUUAUGCCUAUACAUAUCUUUUUUUAUUCAGA
Molecule: messenger RNA, 2762 nt
Organism: Myotis myotis
Lineage: Eukaryota; Metazoa; Chordata; Mammalia; Chiroptera; Vespertilionidae
Gene: EXOC6
Product: exocyst complex component 6
Exons: 22
Coding region: 48-2459 (803 amino acids)
Biological process (GO): Golgi to plasma membrane transport; intracellular protein transport; exocytosis
Cellular component (GO): membrane; exocyst
Source: RefSeq, a predicted model, not a curated record